Molecule: messenger RNA, 5247 nt
Organism: Sarcophilus harrisii (Tasmanian devil)
Lineage: Eukaryota; Metazoa; Chordata; Mammalia; Dasyuromorphia; Dasyuridae
Gene: GIT2
Product: GIT ArfGAP 2
Exons: 21
Coding region: 1-2406 (801 amino acids)
Biological process (GO): brain development; regulation of ARF protein signal transduction
Molecular function (GO): protein binding; GTPase activator activity
Source: RefSeq, a predicted model, not a curated record
AUGGCCUUGCCCUUUUGGGGCAUUUUCUGCUUUUCAGAGCCUCCUCAUGUCCAGGAUCUCAUUGUAAUUGUUGCUGUAGGCCUGAUCUUGGUGGUGCUGGUGCUGUGGGUACUGGUGCUGGUGCUGCAGAUGCUGGUGGUACUGGAGCUGCUGAUAAUUUUUCAUUUCCCCUUCUUAGAUCCUUCUUGGGCCUCAGUAAAUAGGGGGAUUUUAAUAUGCGAUGAGUGCUGCAGUGUACAUCGGAGCCUGGGACGUCACAUCUCUCAAGUGAGGCAUCUGAAGCACACGCCAUGGCCACCCACACUGCUUCAGAUGGUUGAAACUCUGUAUAAUAAUGGUGCUAAUUCUAUCUGGGAACAUUCUUUGCUGGACCCUGCUUCCAUUAUGAGUGGGAGGCGUAAAGCUAAUCCACAGGAUAAAGUACAUCCCAAUAAAGCAGAAUUCAUCAGGGCCAAGUAUCAGAUGCUAGCUUUUGUUCAUCGCUUGCCUUGCCGUGAUGAUGAUAGUGUUACUGCCAAAGACCUUAGUAAGCAACUCCAUUCGAGUGUGAGGACGGGAAAUCUGGAGACGUGUUUAAGGCUACUGUCUUUAGGAGCUCAAGCCAACUUCUUUCACCCUGAGAAAGGAAACACCCCGCUCCACGUUGCUGCCAAAGCAGGGCAGAUUUUGCAGGCUGAGUUGUUGGCAGUGUAUGGGGCCGAUCCGGGCACACAGGACUCGAGUGGGAAAACCCCCAUUGAUUAUGCAAGACAAGGGGGGCACCGGGAGCUGGCGGAGCGUCUGGUCGAGGUACAAUACGAGCUCACGGACAGACUCGCCUUCUACCUGUGUGGCAGGAGGCCAGAUCACCAAAAUGGACAGCACUUUAUUAUACCUCAGAUGGCAGACAGCAGCCUGGAUUUGUCUGAAUUAGCAAAAGCUGCUAAGAAGAAACUUCAAUCUCUAAGUAACCACUUGUUUGAAGAACUCGCCAUGGACGUGUAUGACGAAGUUGACAGACGAGAAACUGAUGCAGUGUGGCUCGCAACUCAGAACCAUAGCACUUUGGUAACUGAAACAACAGCUGUCCCCUUCCUUCCAGUGAAUCCAGAGUAUUCCUCAACAAGAAACCAGGGGAGACAGAAGUUAGCCCGGUUUAACGCUCAUGAGUUUGCUACGCUGGUCAUAGACAUUCUGAGCGACGCCAAGAGGAGGCAGCAGGGGAACUCCAGCUCCGGUUCCAAAGAUAAUGUGGAGCUCAUUCUGAAAGCCAUUGGCAGCCAGCCUAGCUUGGAGAGCCAAGAUAACGACCAGCCGGACUACGACAGCGUCGCGUCCGAUGAAGAUCCAGAUUUGGAAACAUUGCCCAGCAAAGCCAGCAGGCAGAAGAGCCUGGAUUCUGACUUGUCAGACGGACCAGUCCCUAUCCAAGAAUUCAUGGACGUCAAAAAUGCUCUGGUGGCUUCUGAGGCAAAGAUCCAGCAGCUCAUGAAGGUGAAUAACAGCCUGAGUGACGAGCUGAGGGUGAUGCAGAAAAAGCUUCUGACCCUCCAGAGCGAGAACUCGACCCUCAGGAGGCAGGCCACCACCCACCUCUGUCAGGGGCCGCCUGGCUCUGAGUACCCAGACCCCUCCAGCCCUUCCUCCUUAAAGCGGCGUCCAUCUGCCCGGGGCAGUAGACCCAUGUCCAUGUACGAGACCGGAUCCGGUCAGAAACCCUACCUCCCCCUGGGGGACGUCGCCUACCCAGAAGAGAGCGUGGCCAGACUGCAGCCUUUCCCCCCACACAUCGGGAGGAGUGCGUUUGUGACCUCCUCUUCAUCUCUGCCUUCCUUCCCCUCCACACUUUCCUGGUCAAGGGAUGAAAGCGCCCGAAGGGCUUCUAAGUUAGAGAAGCAGAACAGCGUGCCAGAAAGCGACUAUGACAACACCACGCCAGACUCAGAGCUGGACGACACAGGGUUGAGCAGAAAGGCGAGGCAGCGGAGUGCCAUCUGGCCAGGGGACGGAGCCAUCCCCGAGGUGGGAGAGCUCCACAGUGGGUCAAGUCCCAUCCUUCCCAGCACCGAAGACGUCAUUCGGAAAACUGAGCAGAUCACCAAGAACAUCCAGGAGCUCCUGCGCGCAGCCCAAGAGAACAAGCACGACAGCUAUAUUCCAUGCUCGGAGAGGAUACAUGUGGCUGUGACUGAGAUGGCAGCCCUCUUCCCCAAAAAACCCAAAUCUGAUAUGGUGAGGACUUCGCUGCGUCUCCUGACAUCCAGUGCCUACCGACUCCAGUCAGAGUGCAAGAAAACGCUGCCGGGGGAGUCCAGUUGUGCCGCAGACAUCCAGCUGGUCACGCAGCAGGUCAUUCAGUGCGCGUACGACAUCGCCAAGGCCGCUAAGCAGCUGGUGACCAUCACCACCAAAGAGAACAACCACUGAGGCGCCUCUUCUGUUUUCUAGUCUUUGUAAGAUCCGAUUUCACAUUUAGACAUGGAACUUUACAGAUUUUUACAAAAAAAAAAUUUAGUGGCAGAGUAAACUUUUUAAAAUAAAACUCAGUAUUAUUUUUGCAUGUUUUCUAACAAACUUUCCACUAUUAAUUUAACCCACUUGCCUUAUUUUGUGCCUGUUUUGCCAGUUUUGUUACUGAUUCUAGUAUGUCAUAAGCAACUCUUGGGUUGAUUUGUCCAUUACAUGCAAAAAAAAUCUCGACGUUUGUCAUCUCCAGCAACUUCCUGUCGUCUCUGGUUAUGUGAAAAGAGCUUUAGGAAAAAUGUCCUCAAGACAAUUGGAUUCAACCUGUACAGUCUCUGUCCCGUGUAUAAGCGCUGUGCAAUUAGUAGAGUUUCACCAGGUUCCUGUACUUCCUGGGAAAUUUGGGGUAUCCGAGCCCAGGCAGGAAAAGGGUCUGUCCCCUCGCUGGUCGCCUGCCUCGGGAGCAAGCAGGGGGGCCCGUCGCUCAUCUCCAGGCUGGUCCUUCUCUCCCAGCUCUUCCUGUCACUGAUGCCUCCUUGCCAACAAGGCACCAAGACCCUUCCCAACUAUUCGGUUCUGUUGGACCAGGAUCUCCAGCCAGAGGGUGGAUGUUCAGUUAAGGCCUUUCGCCCUAGGAUUACAGACAAGUUUUUUUUUAUGAGAACUGACUGCAGAGAAGGACAUGGGUUAAGUAAGCCCAGACUGGUUCUACAGAGCCCCUCGGACAUGGCUGCUGUUGACUGAGGUCAGAAGUCCAGAACAGCCCCCGUCUCCCUGCCGCAGCGCUCUCUGUGUUCCUGACAAGUAGCCAUCACUUGUUAAAAUCUCCUCAGCCGAAUGUGUUCCUCAACUGCCAAAUGUCCUAAAGCUGUGACAUUCUGGGCUAGGACUUUAUUCAGAGAAAGAGGGUUCCUUCACCCAGAUUGUCAAGGUCUGUAUGGGUGUGGGGCAGGUAACGCAGGGCCUGUGGGGUCCGGGUCAUUGAGUGGCCAUGCCUGCGGACCCCAGUCUGCUCCAGACCCCCCCCAAAAAAUAGGUUGUCAUUGCUGUUUGUUAGGAGAGCAUUGGGACGCUCUCUUUUUAAGAGUGACGUCUGUGUUAGCCUGCUUGCCAUUUUGCAGAUGGACCCAUUGGAACCAUCGUCGUAGCAUGGUCUGCUGCUCCAGAUUUGUCUAAGCUUGUCCGCGUGCUAAAUGGGGUUCUCUUUUCACAAAGUGUUUGAUGCAGAAAUGUGUUAGUAGCUUUGAUCAUAACUGUCAUGGGAGCAGCUCUGUGGUAGCAUUUCCAGUGCAUCGCAGGUUAGGUUUCCCCCAGAUUUGUUCUUAAAGAUAAAGGGUGUGCGCGCGCGCAUGCGCGCGUGUGUGUGUGUGUGUGUGUGUGUGUGUCUAUGUGUCUAUGUCUUAGUCUCUGCGCAUGUCUGUGUUUCUCUGUAUCUGUGUGUCCUGUUUGUGUCUCUCUAUGUAUCUGUGUGUCUAUCUCUGUCUCUGCGUAUGUCUGUCUGUCUAUCUCUGUGUGUAUGUCCGUGUGUGUCUGUCUUUGCCUCUCUAUGUGCAUCUGCAUCUGUAUGUCUGGGUGUGUGUUGGGGGAAGGACUCCCUGCUGGUCACUCUCGUCCCCUUGUUUGCAUUGCCACCAAGUGCCAUAAUCUUGUUGGAUGCUCACGUGGAGCUGUCCCUGUCCCUGCCUUAGCUGGGGGCAGCUGGGGGCAGGGGGUCACCCGGUCUUUUUUCCUGCUUGGGACCUCUCUGUGCCCGGUGUCCUCUUACCCUCCUUUGUAAAUAGUGGCUCCUCCGGUCUGGGUUAGCCCCCGUCCUCGCCAUGCCAGUCCUAUGGAAGCACAGAUGACGGUUCUGAAUUGGUGCCAUUGACGAAUCGAUCAAUAGAAGUCAGAGUGUCUCUAGGACCUGGAAGCUGUUUUCACACCCUGAUGAGCAUGAAGUAGUCACGCUGCAAGUCAGUAGUAGUAGCCCAAGAUACUGCAAUGCCUUGCGACAACAGAAGAAGCAAAAGCAUUGAGAGGCAGGAUGCGCAGCGUGAGCGCUUUCCCUCUGCCCAGGCAGUGCCAAAAGCACGGAGAGCUCCAUGACGAGCGCAACUUGCAGGGGUGGGAACGAUUGCCUGCAGUCCAGUCUCCCACACCCCAUUGCAGAGGCCUCCUGACCCGGGGCCAAGGGCACAUCGUCCAGGAGGCCGUUUGGCCCUUUUGCACAUGGGUUAGGGUCUGAGGGCAGCGAGGAGCCCUCCUGGUGAUAUCUUCUGAAAGCCUGCACUGCUCCCCUCCCGAGAAGCUGAGCAGACAGAGUGCACUUUAGGAAUGGGGGCACUUUAGGAGCAGAUGUCACUGAGGCCUUUUUUUCCCUUGAGGCCCCUUAGCUGAAGAUCCCCUCCUGCCAGUGGAGUGCAAAUCGUUCAUACCUGCCAAAAGGGGGAUGAUGGGGCCCUCAGAGGCCCAGCUCAGGAUCUGGGGUACGAUCGCUGAUAGGACUUCAAUUGCAGGAACUUGGAGGAAACCCUUUAUUCUUUCUGUGGGUGCAUCAGUGAGCUUCCAGCAAGUUCAUCUCAUGUUUCUUUCCUUGUCCUGGGUGAAGUGAAAUCCUUUUCUUUUCAAAAAUGCUGCAUAGGAAAAACAAAAAAUGCCUUUUUUUCGAAAAAUGUAUUUAUCGGUGUCACUCAUCAUUCUGUACUUAUGAUUUUGCUUUUGUUGUACAUUCUAUUAUUGUAAUUAUUGUACAACCUUCUAAGUGUUGUAAAAUUGUUUUGCGUUACGUGCCUGCUAGUUAUGCAAUAAACAGGCUUUACAAAUGUU